AUGUAUCUAACACGGUUGAAUAUAAAUUUUGUUGAUAAAAUAUUUGAAAAUAAGUUUUAUAAAAAUAUUAUUAAACGUUAUUAUUUUUAUAAUAUAAAACACAGUCAAAAAAAAUUUUUUUUUUCUUUUUUUAUAUCUAAUAGUAUAAAAAAUAAAAACAAUUACAAUAGUGAUUGUCGUGAAUUUCUAACAUUUAACACAUAUCACUAUCAGAAAACUCCAAAAUAUAAAAUAGAAUCCUUGAAUUUCUCAAAAACAAUAAAAAAGUUUUAUAGCACUAAUAAUAUAAAAAAUUUUAAUAUUUCUUUUUCUAAAUUUGAAAAAAUGUCACUUAAAGUUCCACAAGUAAUUAAUCUCGAUCCAACUGUUUUACCAGUAAACUACACGACUCCAAUUGAUGAUAUAGAAAUUGUAUUAAAAGAUGGAAUAAAAGAAAGUUGUAAUUUUGAUGAUGGAUUAGCAAUAUUUUUAGUUAACUCUAAAUCUGAAAAAGAUAAUGGAAAUACAAAAAUAAGUUCACAAAUUAAGGAUAGUAAAAUAAAUGAAUUUUUAUCAAAAAAUGAUGAUAUUUUUAAUGGAAAAUUAGGAACAUUUAAAAGCUUUUAUAUGGCCAAUGAAAAAAAUAAAUAUAUAAAUUUAUCUUUUAUUAGAUGUGGAACAAUUGAUGAAGAAAUGACAGAAUUUGAAAUUCGAAAAAUAGUAUCUAGUUUAGUUCAAAUAUUACAUGAUAAUAAGUCUGUAUCUACGUCUAUAAUAUUUGAAAUAGGAAUAAAUGAAUCAUUAUUUCGAUUCUUUUUAGAAACAGUUUUUUAUGAAUAUGUAGUUGAUGAGAGAUUUAAAUCAAACGAUAAUAAAAGUUCUGGAAACUCAGAAAAUAUGAAAAACUUACAAAUAUUUUUAAGAAAUUAUAACAAUAAUUAUAAUAAGCAAGUUAAAAAAUCUCGAACAUAUUUUAUGGGUACAUAUUUUGCAUCCCAACUUAUUUCAGCUCCGUCAAAUUAUUGUAACCCAGUUUCUUUAGCAAAUGUAUCUGUUGAAUUAGCAGAAAAAUUAAAUCUAGAAUGUAAAAUUUUGGGAAUAAAAGAACUUGAAAAUUUAAAAAUGGGGGCAUAUUUAUCAGUAGGAAAAGGUAGUAUGUAUCCAAAUAGAUUUAUCCAUUUAACUUAUAAAGGAAAAGGAGAUAUUAAAAAGAAAAUCGCAUUGGUUGGGAAAGGUAUAACUUUUGAUUCAGGGGGAUAUAAUUUAAAAGCUUCGCCAGGAUCAAUGAUUGAUUUAAUGAAAUUUGACAUGAGUGGAUGCGCAGCUGUUUUAGGAUGUGCUUAUUGUAUUGGAUCUAUAAAACCAGAAAAUGUUGAAGUUCAUUUUUUAAGUGCAGUAUGUGAAAAUAUGGUUUCUAAAAAUUCUUAUCGACCUGGUGAUAUUAUAACUGCAUCUAAUGGGAAAACUAUUGAAGUAGGAAAUACAGAUGCAGAAGGAAGAUUAACAUUAGCAGAUGCAUUAGUAUAUGCUGAAAAUAUUGGUGUUGAUCAUAUUAUCGAUAUAGCUACAUUAACAGGUGCUAUGUUAUAUUCAUUAGGAACAAGUUAUGCUGGUGUUUUUGGAAAUGAUAAUAAGUUAAUUAACAAAAUAUUAGAAUCGUCUAAGAGUUCUAAUGAGCCUGUAUGGUGGUUACCAAUAAUUAAAGAAUAUAGAGCAUCUUUAAAUUCAAAAUAUGCAGAUAUAAAUAAUAUAUCAUCAAAUGUUAAGGCAUCUUCUGUUGUUGCAUCUUUAUUUUUGAAUGAAUUUAUUCAAUCUACAUCUUGGGCUCAUAUAGAUAUUGCUGGUGUUGCCUGGAAUUUUAAAGAUAGAAAGCCAAAAGGUUUUGGAGUUCGACUUUUAUCUGAGUUUAUAUUAAAUCAUUCUAUUUAA
Messenger RNA from Plasmodium berghei ANKA, 1908 nucleotides. Its product is annotated as M17 leucyl aminopeptidase, putative. The record is from RefSeq and is a predicted model, not a curated record. Gene Ontology annotation, biological process: proteolysis. NCBI's taxonomy places the organism in Eukaryota, Apicomplexa, Aconoidasida, Haemosporida, Plasmodiidae. The transcript has a single exon. Bases 1 to 1908 code for a protein of 635 amino acids. Gene Ontology annotation, cellular component: cytoplasm. Gene Ontology annotation, molecular function: metalloaminopeptidase activity; manganese ion binding.